AACCAGAAUUCAGCUGCAGCUGGCCAAUGACAGAACCUCCGGGUUGAAGAGUAAAACAGCCAAUCCGAAUCAGUGUUUCAUUUGGCUAGUAAGAGGAGGUGUCAUGUUGCGUUCCUGGCUGUUAGUGCCAAUUAUGCUCGGCUGGUCUCGCGAUGUCCUUUCAGUAGCAGCAAACCCGUAACCCAGAAUUGUGUGCACGGAUCAGACAACUGCAGCAGCCCUAAAGUCUGUAGCACGGUUUCUAGACUAGCAGCAGCCAGGAGCAGAAGCAGUGGCGCAAGGGGCAUUGCAGAGAGGAUCCGCCACCCCGUCUGUUGGGGGUAUUGUUUUCUGCUAUUGCUGGGGUCCUUUCGGUGGCAGUUCCACCUGACUUUUGGUUGUAUUUUCCUGGAUUAUUGUUUGACUGAGGACUCGGCUCUUUCACCCGCCGCCCCCGUAGCUCUUUGCGUGCAGAUGCAUUAUAGAAAGUUGUUUUGUAAAAAGUCUUUUAAUGAAGAGAGAGGCUCCCGGAAUGCGGUUGAAUAAUGGUUAUGAAACUAGUAUUUGCCUUUUUUUCUGUUAAGGAUGGCGUGGAUUUGUGAAUGUGAAGGGUCUUGAAGUUUUUUGCCUUCCAUCUUUUACGUGCAUUGGUGCAACUCAGGGAUUCUGUACCAAUGUGGAGACCAUAUGAACCUCUGAUUGGACCACACCAUUUCCUGUUGUAUGAAGGAGGGUGCUUUGCCCUUGGGGAACAACUUCUGUAGGCUGACAUGUCAGUGAUGAGAUCCGACUUGGGCACCAUGAAGAUCCUUCACUUGAAGAAGAGAGGCUGUUUUCUGCUGAAGCUUUUGUGUCUGGUUGUCUUGAUGUUAAUCUUUUGUGAAUUCUUAGUUUAUUAUGUGGUGAUAUUUCAGUGUCAUUGGCCAGAAGUUAAAAUAGAAGCUCUCAGGAGUAGCAGACAGUCUUCAGCUUCUGUCUUGAAGGCCAUGUUUUUAUCUGAUACCCACCUGCUUGGUGAAAUCAAAGGGCAUUGGCUAGACAAAUUAAGAAGGGAAUGGCAAAUGGAGAGAGCCUUCCAAACUGCCUUGUCGUUACUGGAGCCAGAUAUUGUUUUCAUCCUAGGAGACGUCUUUGAUGAAGGAAAGUGGAGCUCCUCCCAGGCCUGGGCAGAUGAUGUCAGGCGGUUUCAGAAAAUGUUCCGACAUCCAGUUCGCACUGAGCUAAUGGUGGUUGUUGGCAACCAUGACAUUGGCUUUCAUUAUGAAAUGACUACUUACAAGUUAAAACGGUUUGCAAAAGUUUUCAACUUCACCUCAGGAAAGCUAAUAACCCGGAAGGGGGUAAACUUUGUCAUGGUGAACAGUGUUGCCCUGGAAGGUGAUGGGUGCACUGUCUGCAGCAGGGCAGAGGCAAAGCUCAUGAAGCUUUCUCAUAAACUGAAUUGCUCCCAACAGCAGGAACAGAAUCAUUCCAACAAAAGAUGCAGCGGUGUGGAACAGCUUCCAGCUUCAGAACCAAUCCUUUUACAGCAUUACCCUCUUUACAGAAGAAGUGACGCUGAAUGUACCGGAGAAGAUUCUGCUCUUCCAGAGGAAAAGAAUACCCCGUUUAAAGAAAAGUAUGAUGUACUUUCUAGAGAGGCUUCACAAAAGUUGUUAUGGUGGUUUCAUCCCCGUUUGAUUCUGAGCGGCCAUACCCACAGUGCAUGUGAAGUGUUGCAUAAUGGGAAGAUUCCAGAAAUCAGUGUCCCAUCAUUUAGCUGGAGGAACAGAAACAACCCUAGUUUCAUCAUGGGCAGCAUAACACCAACUGACUUCUCCCUCUACAAGUGUUUCCUUCCACUUGAGAGCAGAGUUACUACUAUAUACUGUAUAGCAGGGGCUCUACUUGGGCUACUGAUACUAGCUCAUCUUCAACUUUUCAAUCCACCUUUUUAUUUUGCUCAGCACUUAAUCAGAAAGCAUAAAGCAGUAUGAAGAGCCAGACAUCUGCAUUCAGUUACUGAAAUACCAAAGCUGAGAACAGUCAAACAUCAGACUAUAUUCAUGCCAGCAAAUGACCUAAUUGGAUUGUUAAUCCGAAGGCAGGUCGCAUUUACACAUACCAUAGAAAUCCUACACAGUUGAUAUGACUACUAUAGGAUAAAUAAUUAACUAAAAUGAACUGUUUUCAUGCUGUACAAAAAUACAGUAUUCUACAAUCAAA
Molecule: messenger RNA, 2184 nt
Organism: Gopherus evgoodei (Goodes thornscrub tortoise)
Lineage: Eukaryota; Metazoa; Chordata; Testudines; Testudinidae
Gene: MPPE1
Product: metallophosphoesterase 1
Exons: 10
Coding region: 750-1955 (401 amino acids)
Biological process (GO): endoplasmic reticulum to Golgi vesicle-mediated transport; GPI anchor biosynthetic process
Cellular component (GO): endoplasmic reticulum-Golgi intermediate compartment
Molecular function (GO): phosphoric diester hydrolase activity
Source: RefSeq, a predicted model, not a curated record